Messenger RNA from Rotaria sp. Silwood2, 1881 nucleotides. The record is from the annotation of a GenBank genome assembly. Lineage: Eukaryota; Metazoa; Rotifera; Eurotatoria; Philodinida; Philodinidae.
AUGCGAGCGACUAGUUGUGUAUCAUGUCGAAUAUUUGGUUGUAGGACGCAUUCAACACCAUCAACACAAAGUACAUCUUCACAACAAUGUGCUGAAAUGCGUGGUCAUCGAGAAACCAUUCUUGAAUCAUUAGUCGAAAGUGAACAACGUUAUGUAACAGAAUUAGAAGAUUUUAUUGUAAAAACAAUUCAACCGUUGGCUCAUAUGCUUUCAACAUCGGGUCAACCAUAUCUCCAUUUGGAAGUUCAUUAUAUUGAUGAAUUAAUUAAAUUUCAUCGUCAUUUAGUUCAUGCUUUACGUGAUACAAUAAAAACUCAACAUCGUAUUGGUGGAAUAUUUCUUCAGUUAGCACCAAGUUUAAAACCAAUAUUAGAAGCAUAUUGUUAUCAACAUGCUAAAGCACUUUUUUUACUUAAUCAUAAUAAAGAUCGAGUAUUAACAGCUUUAUCAAAAAUUGAUGCAUCAAAUGAUGCUAAUCAUGCAUAUAUACAAUUAAUUAAAAAUUUAUCAUUACCAUUAAACCGUUUAGAAAAAUAUGCUACUUUACUUAAAGAAUAUUUACAUAAUCUUGAAGAAUUUCAUGUUGAUCGCGGUGAUGCACAACGAGCUGCAGAAUAUUAUGCAGAAUUAGCUUGUUCUGGUGCUGAGUGGCGUAAACGUAAAGAAUGGGAACUUGAUAUUGUUCAUAGUACUAUACAUGGACUUGGCUCUGAAUCUUUGAUAUCAUUUGGUGAUGCAAUUUGUCUUAGUCCUGUUAAUAUUCUUUCAGAAAAUCUUGGACAAAUAGCACUUGAACGUAUUGCUAUUCUUUAUCCAUCAACACUUUUUCUUCUAUCAACAAUAAAAUCUUCAACUUCUCAACAAGAAUAUCAAAUAGAGAAUCGUUUUCCAAUAAAUCAAAUAACUGUUAGUAAAAUUCUUGACGAUAAUAUUUUAGGCAAACGUGCUUUAAAAAUUAAUGCUCCAGCAAAUCAAUCAAUGAUUAUUUCAUUUCCAAGUCCAGUUGAAUAUCAUGAAUGGUGUGAAAAAUUUUGUUCAUUAUUAUCUACAAAAUCACCUCAAUCUUAUUAUCAUCAUAAUCUUAGUGCACCUUAUACACCUCAACAAGUUUCAAAAUCGGCAUCAUCACUAACUGGUACAAUAACGAAAACACCUCCACAAAGUACUAGUAAUGCUUCUGUGAAGAAUCCAUUUCGUUCACCAACACCAAAAACUAACUUACAACCUGCAACAUGGUCUAAGGGUUGUCUUCGACCACAUUCACCGUUACGACCUCGUCAACAAGGCCCUAUUAAUAGUUAUUCAUCAACUACAACAACUGGUACAAAUUUAAUGAGUUCGCCAACACCAUCAUCAAGCACUGGUAUUAAUCUGAAUGAUUCAUCAAAUAUUCAAAAUGAAAGUGGAUCUAAUCGAACACUUAAACGUUUUAUGACAAUGAAAAAAUCGAAAGCGAAUGAAUUUCUUAAACGAGUUGAAACCAGUGAAGGUGAUUCCCUUUUACUUUCUGUUAUUGAAGCAUAUUGUAUAACAAAUACGAAUAGUGGUACUGCUAUUGCUGGUUUAAAUUCUCUUAUAUCUAAAACACGACAUUCAAUACCAGCAAUUGGAACUACUAGUAGUAGUAAUCUUGAACAUCCAUUACAAUUAGUUAGUGUACAACAAAAUAUCUCAUCUGAUCAUUCAAACAUUCCAUUAUCAACUGUUCAAUUAACGAAUACAACAAAUAUUGAUAUUGAACGCCGUACAAUGUUAGAUAUGAUGAAUGAACUUCGUUUAGGAUUCCGAACACUUCAACAAGAAUUAGAAGAAGAAAAACGAGCACGUCGACAUUUAGAAAGUCAGAUACAACGAUUACUUAUUGUUACAAGUGGAAAAUAA